Zeugodacus cucurbitae (melon fly) is the source of this 1888-nucleotide messenger RNA. It is a transcript of the gene Tasp1, whose product is annotated as threonine aspartase 1. The record is from RefSeq and is a predicted model, not a curated record. Gene Ontology annotation, biological process: protein maturation. The coding region runs from base 225 to 1292 and encodes 355 amino acids. NCBI's taxonomy places the organism in Eukaryota, Metazoa, Arthropoda, Insecta, Diptera, Tephritidae. The transcript is spliced from 4 exons. Gene Ontology annotation, molecular function: threonine-type endopeptidase activity.
ACGUAUAUCGAAGAUAAUCAGUUUGCAUUAAAUAAACAAUUGCAAAUAUAAAAGAGAAGUGUAGUUGUUAAAUAUCUAUUACAACAGUAUUAUAAACAAUUUAACUGAAACAAGCUGUUCCGAAUAAAAGCAUAAAACAUAUAUGAUUGUAUAUUUAUAUCACAUAUACUACUCUGUCGCUAACACAAUAUAGUGCGAAAUAUAUUACUUACAUUUUUGUAGUUAUGGCUGGAUUUGUAGCAGUCCACACCGGCGCUGGAAAUUGCAUAGAUGAAACGAAAUACCAGCGUGUUAUUAAAGAAGCUUGUGUUCGAGCAACAGAUAUACUAAAGAAUGGUGGUUCAGCGAUGGAUGCUUGCGAGGCGGCAAUAGUUCGCCUUGAGAAUUGUGGCAAUACAAAUGCCGGUUUCGGAUCUAAUCUGUGUUGGGACGGUCGAGUGCAGUGUGAUGCAUCUAUAAUGGACGGUUCAAAUCUACACUUCGGAGCUUGUACCAAUGUUAGCACUGUACGAAAUCCUAUACGCUUAGCUCGUUUAUUAUGCGACGGUCAAUCGACUAUGCUCUCAAUGGAACGAAUACCACCAAUGGUUAUGGCGGGCAGCGGUGCAGAAAAAUAUGCAGAAGAACUGGGUUGCACUAUGAUCGACUCAAGUGCAAUGAUAUCUUCUAAAGCAAAACUUUCAUACAACCAUUAUAAAUCUAAAAUAUCGACAAUAACAUCUGCUACGGAAGCACCUACUACAUCGGUUGUGCCCGCUCAAGUCAGUGCACUUGAUACGGUAGGAGCUGUGUGUGUAGAUAGUGCCGGUAACACCGCUGCUGGUUGUAGCUCUGGUGGUUUAUUACUAAAAGUACCGGGACGAGUGGGACAGGCAGCUACUUAUGGUGCUGGAUGUUGGGCAACUAACACUACUGAGACCUCAGUGGCCACUUGUACCACCGGAAAUGGUGAAUAUUUAAUGAAAACUUUGUUGGCAAAGGAAAUAUGUGGGGAUUUAUUGUCAAGCGAUUGUGCCGUAACGAGCUUACAUAAAAGCUUGAAGUGUAAAUUCUUGGAAUCACCAUUCCUUCCCGUUGACCAAGAAUUGUAUGCCGGAGCGCUUUCGCUCAUUUACUACCCCCAUGGUAACACUGGUGAAGUAUUAUGGAGUCACACAACCAAAUCAUUUUGUGUUGGCUACAUGUCCACGCAACAAAAAGCGCCAAAGUUCAUAUAUUCUCCACUGCCGACGUAUAGUAUAGCGGGAAGAUCAUGUGUGGUCAAUGGGCAUAAUUUCCAUUUGCGCGUCUAAUCGCCGCCUCAGCUGCCAUAGCUUGCAUUAAUGAUGACAGCAUUCGCAUUCAUUGUGAGUGCUGGCAUUGCAUGUAUUCAACAUUCUUUAUUUGUUCGCGAAUGUACAUACAUACAUAGAUAAAUAUGGUAUUUCAGUAGGAAGAAGAAAGCACAAUUGUGAUCAAGAAUUUCCAAUCGAAAGUCAUUUUUAUUCAAAAGUUGUGUGUUUAUUAAUGUUUGUUUGUAAAGUAUAUAGUAAUUUAAAAAGAAGCGAAUUACAAAAGUAAAUACUUAUAAAAAAUAUAGUAAGUAUAUAGGACGAUUUAUAUAUGAUUUAUGUAUAUAUAAUAUUAUAGCCAGCUUAAUAAGUAUUUUUGUAUUCAGUUGUGAAAAAAUGCUUUUAUUUUGCCAAAGCGUAAGUGACCGAAGCAUCGAUCACGUAAACGUAGAUAAAUAUAGUUUUUAAUUUAUCCUCUAUGUAUACUGUAUAUAAUACUCAUAAUUUCUAUACUAGAUAAAGGCAAAUGUGGUAUUUCGAAUACUUGCAACAUGUGUAGGCAUAUAUUGUUUUAUUAGAUGUAAUGAUCUUUUCUAUAAAUUAGAAAAUGUGUGCAU